AUGGUCCUCCUAGACAGUAGCAGGGCUCUCUAUAUUGACCUCAUGCUCAAUUAUCCCAAUAAUAACCUAAUUUAUUAUAUUAGCAAGUAUACUGAUAGUGGUGAUCAAUCUUCAUUAAAGGUAGGCAUUGGCACGGGUAUGGGUAACCCGUGUGGGUCACGGGUAUGGAUACCUCUAAUACACCCAAGCCUGUGCCUCUGGACUCUCACAGGCUUCGCGAACCCCACCAUAACUCCAUCCAUGUUCUGCAAGCGUGUUAGUAAGCUGACUGAAAAGGCAGCACAAGCUAUUGCAGAGGGUGGUCAAAAGCUAAAGCAGAAGGUCAGUACCGGCAGCCAAGAGACUUUGCAAGCCAAGAAAGCGAAAAAUGUACCCUUGACAUCAAAGAAGGCAGCUACGACCUCACGAACCGAUCCUUCGACAUCUGAAGACUCAACCAUACAAGCCCCUGUUCCUCGUGUGUCAAGUCAACGAGCCACAGUCCAAACCGAAGAAGAGGACAAUGCCUCUCUCGCCAAUGCUAUUGUUGUCGAGUCCAGUGAUACAUCAUCUGAUAUGAGUAUCAAGGCACCUGAAUCAGAUGCGGAGGCAUCAGAUAAUGAGCUCGGCAAGUCACCUACCUAG
Molecule: messenger RNA, 624 nt
Organism: Suillus fuscotomentosus
Lineage: Eukaryota; Fungi; Basidiomycota; Agaricomycetes; Boletales; Suillaceae
Exons: 4
Coding region: 1-624 (207 amino acids)
Source: RefSeq, a predicted model, not a curated record